Messenger RNA from Vidua chalybeata, 636 nucleotides. RefSeq names its product ring-box 1 (gene RBX1). The record is from RefSeq and is a predicted model, not a curated record. The transcript has 5 exons. Gene Ontology annotation, cellular component: cullin-RING ubiquitin ligase complex; nucleus. Lineage: Eukaryota; Metazoa; Chordata; Aves; Passeriformes; Viduidae. Gene Ontology annotation, molecular function: cullin family protein binding; zinc ion binding; ubiquitin protein ligase activity. Gene Ontology annotation, biological process: ubiquitin-dependent protein catabolic process; protein ubiquitination. Bases 32 to 469 code for a protein of 145 amino acids.
UGCCCUGGUCGGGGAAUGCCCUGGUCGGGGAAUGCCCUGGUCGGGGCUCCGCCGCUCGCUCUCCUCCGACGCUGCCGCCCCAACAGGCCUCGGCUACUCCAUACCCAGAGCUCGGGCGGGCGAGCAGCGCUGGAGUGCUUCCAGCUCCCCGUCACCCCCGGCCGCUGUGGCCCAGCCGCCCGGGCUGCCUCAUAUGCUGCGUAAAAAGCUUUCUGCAAAUUGGAACGCCGUAGCUCUGUGGGCAUGGGACAUUGUGGUUGAUAACUGUGCCAUUUGCAGAAACCACAUUAUGGAUCUAUGCAUAGAAUGUCAAGCCAACCAGGCAUCGGCUACCUCUGAGGAAUGCACAGUAGCAUGGGGCGUCUGCAAUCACGCUUUCCACUUCCACUGCAUCUCUCGCUGGCUCAAAACUCGCCAAGUAUGUCCGCUGGACAACAGGGAAUGGGAGUUCCAAAAGUAUGGACACUAGAGAGAUGGUCACACGCUUCUUGUUAUGUCAUCGAACUCAGUUGUUCUUGUCACUAUGGGUUUGUUUUAGUGACUUGGAAAGUCAGUAAUGUAUACAAUUCUUCUUUCAUGCUAAUUUCUUCCUAUUGUAUACCACUGAAUAAAAUCUUGCUGGAGCUUCCUGUCAAA